AAGACCAUGGAAGGCGACUGUCUGAGCUGCAUGAAGUAUCUGAUGUUUGUUUUCAAUUUCUUCAUAUUUCUGGGUGGGGCCUGCCUGCUGGGUGUCGGCAUCUGGGUCAUGGUGGACCCCACUGGCUUCCGGGAGAUCGUGGCAGCCAACCCGCUACUCAUCACAGGCGCCUACAUCCUCCUGGCCAUGGGGGGCCUGCUUUUUCUGCUCGGCUUCCUGGGCUGCUGCGGGGCCGUCCGCGAGAAUAAGUGUCUGCUGCUGUUU
Molecule: messenger RNA, 264 nt
Organism: Galeopterus variegatus (Sunda flying lemur)
Lineage: Eukaryota; Metazoa; Chordata; Mammalia; Dermoptera; Cynocephalidae
Product: tetraspanin-18
Exons: 2
Cellular component (GO): membrane
Source: RefSeq, a predicted model, not a curated record